AUGUCCCAAGCAAUCAAGUUGUACACAUGGGGUACCCCCAAUGGAUUCAAGGUUUCCAUCUUUUUGGAAUUUCUUGGACUUAAAUACGACGCAGUCCCCGUUGACAUCAGCAAGAAUGAAUCUAAAUCCGACUGGUUUGUCAAAUUGAAUCCUAAUGGACGUAUCCCCACCAUUGAGGAUCCCAACUUCAAGUCUGAUAACACUGCGGGUCCAUUGGUCUUGAGUCAAACUGGAGCCAUUUUACAAUACCUUGCUGACACUUAUGACAAGGAACACAAGUUCAGCUACCCGUACGGCACAGGUGAAUACUACAAGACAUUGGAAUACUUGAUCUUCCAAGUCAGUGAAAACGGACCAAUCCAGGGCCAAGCCAACCACUUUCUCCUCUAUGCACCUGAAAAGGUGCCAUAUGGAAUCAAUAGAUACACGACUGAUGUCAAGAGGAUCUACGGUGUUUAUGAGGAUAUCUUGUCGAGAAACAAAGAGAAUGGCAGCAAGUAUUUAGUUGGUGAUCGUUACACCGUGGCUGAUUUCGCUUUAUUUGGAUGGGC
This is a messenger RNA of Lodderomyces margitis, 551 nucleotides long. Its product is annotated as glutathione S-transferase family protein. The record is from RefSeq and is a predicted model, not a curated record. The transcript has a single exon. Lineage: Eukaryota; Fungi; Ascomycota; Pichiomycetes; Serinales; Debaryomycetaceae. The annotation marks the transcript as partial.